CCGUCACCAUGGCCGCGACAAAUACGUGCCGGCAGUCUUCUCCGGCGCGGCCUCCAAGACAGUCGCGGCGGUGUGUGAUUCAUCUCUCGUGCUCGCUUCUCGUUGUGCAGCCAUCGCGAAUGGCGGUCAGGUCCCCGAGCCGGGAGCUCACGCUGAGCACCGGGCAAAGCACAUCGAUCAAGCUUUUUCUCCCGCCUAGAGACUAGCCCGAGACACAAGCCGCGCGCGCGGGAAACUCUGCCGAGGCACGGCCUCACCCGGGCAUUCGCACAAAAUAGGCCCCCAGGCGUGACGUGACGGCAAGCGCAAAGGAGGAAACACCGGCGCACGGCAGAAGGGGACGAGAGAGAGCCGAGGUCGUGACGAUGAGUACUGGAUGCACGACAUUUCGGGGUUUGGGCGGUGAAGGCCCCCUUCGGCCAGGGCGCGUGUGCGUGGUGUGUGUCUGCUAUGUGGCCAUCAACACAGGCAGCAGGCGGCGGGUGAUUGUGGUGGGAUGCUCCCAAAGUGCCUGCAUCGGGUGACACGAGGGGGACAGCGGCGCCCCCAAAAACGGCUGCAGCUGUCGACGGUGCGAGAGAGGCCGGGAAUACGAGGUCUUGGCAAUAUCCAAUGCGAUCGCCCGCUAGACGUCACAAGGCACCGCCCGCAGAUUUUUUUUCCCCCAUGCAUGCUCCGUUUGCGGUUGUCGAUCGCCUUCUAGUGGAAAAUCCCUCUCAGGUCUGGUUGGUGCCUCUCAAAGCCGUCAACCACAUUAUCAAGCCCCUCCUCGUAAUCCCCACGCACGCAAACGGUUUUAGCAGCAAUGUCUCGGGAACACGAGAUGUGAUGCUCAGCUCCGGCCGCCCACCUCAGCAAAACGACGCACACGACGUUGCAUCCAUCCGCUUCCAGCCAAAGAGCCGGUUGGCUGAGCUGGCCGAGUUGGUGUUCCUUUUUGCGCUUCGACCCGUUGCGGCAAAGCUGAGGUGA
Molecule: messenger RNA, 972 nt
Organism: Gaeumannomyces tritici R3-111a-1
Lineage: Eukaryota; Fungi; Ascomycota; Sordariomycetes; Magnaporthales; Magnaporthaceae
Exons: 2
Coding region: 613-972 (119 amino acids)
Source: RefSeq, a predicted model, not a curated record